Serpula lacrymans var. lacrymans S7.9 is the source of this 891-nucleotide messenger RNA. RefSeq lists its product as uncharacterized. Lineage: Eukaryota; Fungi; Basidiomycota; Agaricomycetes; Boletales; Serpulaceae. The record is from RefSeq and is a predicted model, not a curated record. Gene Ontology annotation, molecular function: zinc ion binding; nucleic acid binding. Gene Ontology annotation, cellular component: spliceosomal complex; U4/U6 x U5 tri-snRNP complex. Bases 83 to 760 code for a protein of 225 amino acids. Gene Ontology annotation, biological process: mRNA splicing, via spliceosome. The transcript has 3 exons.
GAGACUUCGGCAAGGAAAAACCACUGGCAGACACACCAUCUUAUUCAACACUACCUCAAUCGUUGAUUUUCGUAUUUGAGCGAUGGCGGACAAGGGUGGUGCCUAUGGCACAAAAGCAGCAGACACCGACUUUAGGAAGAAGUGGGACAAGGAAGAAUAUGCAGAACGGGCUCGAAAAAAGGACGAGGACGAAAAGACUCGUAUGCAGGAAAACGAGGAAAGGUUGAAGCAAGGAAAGAGACCACGAAAAGCUCCAAAGGAUGACCUCCCCAAACCCACCGAACUCAUGAAACGCCGUGAGGGCUCGCUGGAGCUGGACAAGAAUCUCAACAAGACUAUGGUAGUCCAGAAUCCUGGUGGUAGAGGGCCAGGGCAACCUGGUUUCUUCUGUGAAGCGUGUAGUAGGACCUACAAGGACAGCGUAGGCUAUCUGGACCAUAUAAACGGCAGAGCACACUUGAGGAAAUUGGGUCAGACGACACGGAUAGAGCGAUCAACGCUCGAGCAAGUGCGUGCUCGAAUAGCGUUCCUGCGUGAAAAGACAAAAGAAGCGUCGAAUGCCAAAUCUUUCGAUUUUGAUCAGCGGUUAGCAGAGAUAAAAGCCAAAGAAGCAGCCGCGCGUGCUGAGAAAAAAGCACAGAAAAAGGCAGAGAAGGAAAGGGCUCGCGUUGAGCUCGUGAAGGACUCAGUGAUGCAAGAAGAAGAUGAUGAGAUGGCUAAAAUGAUGGGGUUCGGCGGGUUUGGCACGACCAAGAAGUAAGUUAUCCUGUACGUCGUACAUAUUCAAUCUGUAUUUCUAGAAAAGCAACGCUACUGUAUUACUAGCACUCGAUUCACUCGCAGGUAUAGUCACGGUGGGAAUGAUCACAUACACAUUAUUUUUGGAAAACA